This is a messenger RNA of Ooceraea biroi (clonal raider ant), 2807 nucleotides long. RefSeq lists its product as uncharacterized. Lineage: Eukaryota; Metazoa; Arthropoda; Insecta; Hymenoptera; Formicidae. The record is from RefSeq and is a predicted model, not a curated record.
UCAGGAUUGGACGCACUGGCCUCUAGUGCUGGUGUAUGGGCGUUAUUCGCCACUGAGCCAUACAACAAGAAGAAGUAGAUUGACUUCAACUUUCGUGGUUUAGUUUUUUCAUCAAAUAAACUUUAUUUGAAUAAUUACAAUAUAAAUCUUGAAAAAAGAGAUACGAAUAACUGUGACCGGAAACUAGGAAACGAGCAAACUGGCAAAACUCGAUAAUCAGCGUAAAACAAGAAAAGAUACUUCUGGCAAUAAAACUCUCGCUGAGCAACAAAACAGCUGAUUGCCGGCUGGUUCAUUUGCUAACGGUUAUAGUUACAGUGAAUACAAAAAACAACAAAGUAAUUAGGAAUUCACUCACAUGAUCUCGACGAUGUUGUUGCGUGAAUCCUGCAUCAUCGUCAGACAAUAAGAAGUAUGUACGAACAAGCGGCGAGUAACUGGGCCGUCCGUCUGUACUCCUUGUUCGAUCCGACCAAUUUUUUGCCUCUCUUUCCAAAUGUCUGGAACAAACGAGUCCUUGGGAGCUCGCGUUAUCCAGAUGACACAAAAGUGCGGGACACUGACAUACUCGUGGGAUAUCUCAUUCUGUUCUGGAUAAUGCUGUAUCUGUUAUAUGAAAAGUGUCUUAACGUGAGUUUCUUGAUUCGAACGUUAUACUUAAUUUUUAUAAAUAUGCCAAGUUUACAUUUUACGUGUAUUAAAUUUAUGCAGUCGCUGUUCAGGCGUAUGCGCUUUCCCUUGAUACAACGAAGCAGAAUAAUCAAAGCUACAUGGUAUUGUGGCUUCUGUUUUGGUAGUAUAUGUUACAUGAGAUCAUUGGCUACCCAAAUCCUCAGCUUUGCUGCCCACAAGCAGGGUAUGAUGUAUCAAGAACUAGGAGUCGCGUUGCACAAAAGCUUCUACCUUCAUCAAGCGGGGAUUGACAUAUUGUGUCAUGGUGCUUGGAUAAAGGGAUGCGCAAACUUACUCUUUGCAUCGUUCAUCUUGAAUCCAUAUCAGCAAAAUUAUAGGCGGUGCAUGGUUACAGGUAUCUUUCUCAUGUACAAAACUAUCGAUGUCGUGAUGGUUAAUGUCUGUCGGAUUCUGCUAUGCAUUCUUCAAACGAUCCUAAGACCAAUCUGCAAGUUAUUGUUCCUAUUGCACUGCCUGAUCUGGAUAUAUCUGUAUCUGUAUUACGUGCCUGUAUUUAUGCUUUGGUCGGAGGAAGCAAAUUACACAGGAGUGGAACCUGGGUUAUGGCUGUGGUUUGCAAUAGAAUGCUUAGAUUCGGUGUUGCUCAGACUUAUUGGACAUGCGAAAGCUACACAUUGGCUUGAAAUUUGCUUGUUUCCGCCUCCGUCUCAGGAAGCCAUCGAAUUAGCAGGUAUCCAUAAGAGGCAUAGAGAGUCUUUGAAGAAAUCCAAUGAGAGAACAGCAAAAAAAGUUGAACUAUGGCAGACGCUAAUUUGCGCGAUGGCCAUCAAAAAGAAAAUUAAAAGGAUACGCCAAACGAGAAACAACAUAGAUUCCUCGAGUUUAGAUAAUUCAGAAGAAAUGGAAUUGCUUGAAACGCAUGUUGGGGAUGAAAUGCCAGAGAAAGAAUUGGAAGGAAAUUACACAUGAUGACAUGUGUCUUAGAAGAGUAACACAUUUGCAAAUCUUGUUAUUAAAGCUUAACAUGCGAGCCUUUUGGAUGAGACUUGUUUGCCUUUUUACGCUAUAGAGCGAGAGUAGAUUUUAUUAACUCGAUGGUUAAACGUGACAUCAAAUUCAAAUAUGAGCUCUUUCUAGGAAAUUGUUUUAUCGUAUUGGAGCAUAGCAGUUAUAUUUGUAUUUAUUAAUAAUUGUAAAUUGGCUAUGGAAUGAGCAAAGCAUACAGCAUCUCUUGAUAGUGGCAAUAAGAACAGUUAGGAACAAUACGGAAGACUGUUUUGUAUUGUUUUUAUACAAAAGUUAGGUUUACUCAAAGAUACUCUCAUAGAUAUAUACGUUACGUAACACGUUCUUAUAUAUAGAAAAUUCGUCGUUUACACGUUUGUAAUUGAAUGGAAUUAAUGUCUCUUGUCCGAUGGAGUUGGAUUUAUAUCCGAGUAAUGUUACAAUCGAGUGGGAGACAGUCUUCUCGGAACGAGUAUGUGAGAACACUGUUGUAUGUUGUUAACUGCCUUUGUUAAAACAUCGAUACACUCGAAGCACUCGGGUGUUAAGCUAGUCGUGACAUUGGGUGUUUUCCAGCAACGACAUAGUGCGACACAGUGUAUCAUUCUAUCUUUGUUGUUCGCUGGUAUUGAAAGAAGAUAGAAUGAUACACUGUGUCGCACUGUGUCGUUGCUGGAAAACACCCAUUAUAAUGUAAUCAGUGGCGUAGCCAGGGGGGGGGGAGGCUAUAGGAGCUCAAGCCCUCCCAAGACUGGAGUUACUUUUUUCGCACCAAGAUUAAUAACUUAAGUUCUUUUACAGUGUUUAUUAUUACAUGUUCUUUAAUAGUUUAUAUUUCGUUCUACUAUACUAGGUUUUUCAUUUUUUAAAUAUUUAUUUUUGUUCUUCAAUUCUUUGUUAAUGUCAAAUUUAAAUUGGGAUAAGGCUGUGCCUAUAAUAAUGUCUUUGCCUAAAGAUGUUUGUUCUUCUCAAAGAUAUUUAAAAUAAGAUCUUAGUAUUUGACUGUUUAAUUUGUUGUUUGAUGCUUCAAUUAAGUUAGGUACUUAAUGUUAGAUAUGUUGUUCUGUGCUGUGUUAAAAAAUUUUAUAAUUUUUCAAUACAAAAAAUAAACGGUAGUUGUUUCUAUCAAAGAUAGAAGUAUUUUUAGCCCCCCCCCCAAAAAAAAAAAA